Molecule: messenger RNA, 681 nt
Organism: Ramularia collo-cygni
Lineage: Eukaryota; Fungi; Ascomycota; Dothideomycetes; Mycosphaerellales; Mycosphaerellaceae
Exons: 2
Coding region: 1-681 (226 amino acids)
Source: RefSeq, a predicted model, not a curated record
AUGGAUACCUCAGCAGCCUCCCGAGUUUUCAACAUCCCCGAACUGCUCGAGAUUAUCCUCUUGAACCUACAAUCUAAGGACCUGCUCCUAAGUCAACGCACAGCGCGAAGUUUCCAUUCCACCACCCAAGGCAGCAUCAAACUCCGACGCAAACUCUUUCUCGAACCGGAUUGGAAUCUCGAGGGCCGGGUGUUCGACGCCUAUAAACCUGGCAAUAGGCCGGGUCGCAAGCCCGAGAACAAUCGUCUUCUACUCAAGGCCUUUCCGGGUUGUUAUCCGACGAUAACGCUUGUGAUUCUCCGAGAUGGGAUCAGUGCUGGAGGACAGUCUACGUUUUCAUCACUCGGACGACGGGAGGAGUGGAGCUGGGACGUAUGCAUGUCGUUUCCGGCCGAUCGUCUUCCUGAUGUUCCGGCAGCAGUUCUGCGACCAGAAGCUAGCUGGAGGAAGAUGUUGCUCUCCCAGCCGCCUUGCAAGAGCUUGUACUUGGUUCGAAGGUGGCAGCGAGGUCGACACCCUGCGAUUGUGAGGGAAGGUGGAGUAACAAUGGGCGACGUCUUUGACGGGGUGACAAGGGAAGAUUCUGGGGAUGGUGAGAGGAAAUGGCACGACAGUUAUAUCAGCUCUGACAGCUGCUGGCAUUUUGAGGGUCCUUUGCAAUGCAACAUGAUUGAGCAGUGA